Molecule: messenger RNA, 2264 nt
Organism: Corylus avellana
Lineage: Eukaryota; Viridiplantae; Streptophyta; Magnoliopsida; Fagales; Betulaceae
Gene: PRK1
Product: Leucine-rich repeat protein kinase family protein
Biological process (GO): protein phosphorylation
Molecular function (GO): ATP binding; protein kinase activity; protein binding
Source: RefSeq, a predicted model, not a curated record
AAAGGGCGUGCACGCAGUUGCCCACACCAUAGAUGGUAUGCGUGUACUACCCGACAACAUGGCACGUAAGCGACAUCAUAAUACGCCGUCGUUGCUCACCACUCUUCUCUGCAUGUUUUUCCACGUCACUCUCGUCUCUUCCGACGCCAUAGCCCUCCUCAAUUUCAAGGCAUCCCUCCGAAACGACACCGCACUCGCCAGCUGGCGGAAAGGCCCCACCCCGCCAUGCAAAGCCAACAAAGCCAACUGGGUCGGCAUCCAUUGCUGGCAAGGAAAAGUUCGGGGCUUAAAGCUUGAAAACAUGGGAUUACACGGCGCCGUUGACGUCGACUCGCUUCUCUCACUCUCAAGUCUCCGAUCCAUAAGCGUUAUGAACAACAAGCUUAGCGGUCCCUUGCCGGAGGUAAGGAAACUCGGAGCAUUGAAGUCGGUGUAUUUAUCAAACAACAAUUUUUCUGGACUGGUCGAGAGUGAUUCUUUUAUGGGGAUGACGUGGUUGAAGAAGCUGCAUUUGGCGAAUAAUCACUUGACGGGGAAUAUUCCUUCAUCGUUAACAUCAUUGCCCAAGCUUUUGGAGUUGAGGCUUGAGGGUAACCAAUUUGUAGGCAGAAUUCCGGAUUUUCAACAGAAAUCUUUCCGAUCUUUUAACGUCUCCAACAACUACUUGAGUGGUUCAAUUCCUCCAAACCUUAGUAGGAUAAAUGCGAGCUCCUUCUACGGAAACGAUGAACUAUGUGGAUACCCUUUGGGACAAUGCAAGCAAACCUCAGUUCUGAGUGUGGUUGUGGUUGUGAUAGUUUUGGGGCUGGCAAUAGUCUCCAUUGGUGCAGUGUUCUUCAUCCUCAACCACCGGAACCAACCACCUUCAUCAUCAGUUGAGUCUCCACUACCAAUAUCAAACCUCCAAAAGAGAGCUGGAAUUAAGGAAUCGGAUAAUCAAUCCAGGCAAGGCUCCCCGGACCACCCUGGAGGUGGCAAGGCAGAGACGCCGAAGCUCUCCUUUGUCAGGGGUGAUAGGGAGAGGUUUGAUAUGCAGGACUUGCUUAAAUCCUCAGCCGAGAUAUUGGGAAGUGGAUGCUUUGAGUCUUCUUAUAAGGCCUGUUUGCCAAGUGGACAAGUGAUGGUUGUGAAGAGGUUCAAGCAAAUGAACAAUGUGGGAAAAGAGGAGUUUCAAGAUUAUAUGAAAAGGCUAGGGAAGUUGAGGCACCCUAAUCUGCUUCCUCUGGUGGCAUACUAUUAUAGGAAGGAAGAGAAACUCUUGGUAUCAGACUAUGUUCAUAAGGGCAGCUUGGCUGUUCAUCUUCAUGGACAUCAAGGUCUAGGCCUGCCAAGUCUUGAUUGGGCAACCCGGUUAAAGAUUGUAAAAGGCAUAGCCAAGGGCCUGAAGCAUAUCUACAAUGAGCUGCCUUCCCUAAUCGCCCCCCACGGCCACCUCAAAUCCUCCAAUGUCCUGCUUGACGAAUCCUUAAAACCCCUUCUGACUGACUAUAGUCUAAUCCCUGUGAUGAACCAAGAGCAUGCUCAUGAACUCAUGGUGGCUUACAAGUCUCCGGAAUACACGCAACACGGUCGAAUCACGAAGAAGACCGACGUGUGGAGCCUCGGGAUACUUAUACUAGAGAUUUUGACAGGGAAGUUCCCAGCAAGCAUCCUGCAACAAGGGAGGGGAAAUAUUGAGGAGGAAUCUCCAUUUAGUUGGGUUACAAUGGUUGUUCCUGAAGGGUGGACAGAUAUUGAUGAGGUUUUUGACAAGGAGAUGGCUGCAGGAAGCAAGAGCAGUGAGGGGGAGAUGAGAAAGCUUUUGAGGAUUGGAUUAGCUUGCUGUGAAGGGGAUGUGGAGAAGAGGUGGGACUUUAAGGAGGCUUUUGAGAGGAUUGAAGAGUUGAGAGAGAAUGAUGGUGAUGAUGAUUUCUACACUUCAUACGCUAGUGAGGCAGACAUUGAUUCUUCAAGAAGAAUCUCAGCUGACUUCAAUUUGUCCACCACUGGUUCAGUGCAAAUUUUUUAAUCUCUUAUGAUUGAUUCUUGAUUCCUUACAAAUUAGAUGGUUAUAGGGAGGGGGGUUUGAAGUAGAAAGAGAAGGAGUUGGCUUUUGUUUUCCUCAUCACUAGCAUUGUUGUAGCUAGCACAUGAUAUCGUAAUCCCUAUGAGAGGGGGACGUCCUGCACUUCAAUGCAUGAAAUAACUAGAGAAAUGAUAUACACAACCACUUUUUUGUUUUUUUGUUUAACCAUAUUUUUAUUCUAUUGUGUUGAUAUUGUAGG